Messenger RNA from Staurois parvus, 295 nucleotides. The record is from the annotation of a GenBank genome assembly. NCBI's taxonomy places the organism in Eukaryota, Metazoa, Chordata, Amphibia, Anura, Ranidae.
UUAACCACUUCCCAUCCGGCUCAUGUACAUAAACGGCCGGAUGGGAGCAGUGCAGGGGAGGGUUGCCGUUUAUAAACGGUGCCUGCAUUCACAGUCUGUGCGCACUACCUGGGAGCAUGCGACACUGAUCGCUGUACGGGACCUCUGUGUUAGGUCCAGAUCAUGUGAUCACUGUUCUGACCUCAUUGCUUACUACGUGUGAAAUCUGUGAAUGAUCACAGAGAUCACAUGGUACAGGGCUAUUCACAACAGCCUUGUACCAUGUGACAAGCUGUGACCAAUCACAGCUCUCACA